UGAACUACAACUGUCUCUUUAUUGAGCUCUCACCAUAAAUCUUAGCCAGUGUUUUACUUCCGAAGCCGGGGUUAUCCACGUGAGAGCCGAGAAGCGUCACGUGACCUCUCGUCCAGCCGGUCGAAACUCGAGCAGUUUCCGGAAGAAGCCGCCGGCGGCCUCUCUAGGCCUCCCGGCGGACUCUAGUCUCUCCUGCUAUGCCUGUGCGCCUGCGCCGUGGUCCCCCUCAGCCUCCGCAGAGAAAGACUCUGCACAGGCGCGGGCUUGUGUUGGGGCAGUCCCUCGAGCCCCGCCCCCUGCUCUGACCCAGCGCUGACUGCAGGUUUGCAAAGGAGCCUCUUGAGACACAGAUGGUGUCUGAGUUAAAAUGGAGCAGUCGGCUGUCCACCUGUGGGUGAGAACAGAACCGUUUAUAGUGGGCACUUUGCCCCUCCCUCCUCCAGCCAAGUUCAGCCUUCACUAUCUCAGAAAGAUCUCCACAUAUGUUCGAACUCGAGCCAGGGAGGGAGGCUACCCGCGCCUCUUCUGGCCCACGUGGAAGCACAUCGCCUGUGGCAAGCUGCAGUUGGCCAAGGACAUAGCCUGGCUUUACUUUGAAAUCUUCGAUAGUCUGGUGGCGAGGACCCCCGAGGAGCGGCUGGAGUGGGCUGAGCUGAUAUCGAGCUGCGCGUGUGAGGAAGAUGUGGAGAAGCAGAGGAGCAAGCUUUCAGUGGACACUCUUCAGUUCCUGCUAUUUUUGUAUAUACAACAGUUAAAUAAGGUUUCCUUAAGAACGUCUUUGAUUGGGGAAGAGUGGCCAAGUCCCAGAAACAGAUCUCCAUCCCCGGACUUGACUGGAAAAUCCAUCUGUCAUAAUAAGACCUGGAAUGAUUGCAGCCACCAAGCCUUUGUCUAUAACCAUCUGUCCGAUCUCCUGGAGCUCCUUUUGGACCCAGAGCAGCUCUCCGAUUCCUCCCACUGCACCCACAACAGCCAGGUCUGUCCCGAGGCUGUGCAGGCCCUCAGCUUUCUCAUUGAGGGCACCGUCAGCAAAGCCAGGAAGGUCUAUCCGAUCCACGAGCUCGCUCUAUGGCAGCCUCUGCAUUCAGAGAGCGGCUUCUCGAAGAUUUCCAAAACCUUCUCCUUCUCGAAGCUGGAAGCCUGGCUCAGGUGCUGUUUGACUGCCAACCCGUUUGGUACAUCGGCUUGCCUCAAGACUGGGAAGAAGCUGGCUUGGGCUCAGCAAGUUGAAGGAACCACCAAGAGAGCCAAGAUUGCUUGUAACACACACGUGGCCCCCAAGAUCCACCGCAUCGUGGUGAUGACCCAGGUGUACAAGCAGACCCUGGCCAAGAGCUCAGAGACCUUGGUCGGAGCCCAUGUGAAGAUUCACCGUUGCAAUGAGUCUUUCAUAUACCUGCUGUCGCCUUUACGGUCGGUGACCGUGGAGAAAUGCAGGAACAGCACGCUGGUGCUAGGGCCCGUGCAGACCGCGCUGCACCUGCACGGCUGCGACAACGUGAAGGUCAUCGCGGUUUGCCAUCGCUUGUCCGUCUCCUCCACCUCGGGCUGCACCUUCCACGUUCUGACGCCCACGCGCCCCCUCCUCCUCGCCGGCAACCAGAUGGUGACGUUCGCGCCUUUCCACACCCACUACCCCAUGCUGGAAGACCACAUGGCCAAGACCGGGCUCGCCACGGUGCCCAACUACUGGGACAAGCCGAUGGUCGUGUGCAGGGAGAAUAACGACGCCAGGAUCUUCCGGCUGCUACCUCCCUGUGAGUUCUAUGUGUUCGUGAUUCCAUUUGAGAUGGAAGGGGACACGACCGAGAUUCCAGGGGGGCUUCCACCAGCCUAUCAGAAGGCCCUGGGCCAGCGCGAGCAGAAGAUACAGAUCUGGCAGAAGACGGUGAAAGAGGCGGGUUUGACAAAGGAUCAGAGGAAGCAAUUCCAGGUGCUGGUUGAGAACAAGUUUUACGAAUGGCUGAUUAACACAGGGCAGAGCCAGCAGCUGGACAGCCUCGUGCCUCCUGCAGCCGGGUCGAAACAGGCCGCAGGAUAAGACGUGCUGCAAGCCAUGGUAUCAAGAGGGGAGUAUCUGAUGGGAUCAGACAAGGGAGCUAGAGAGAAUGGACAAGCCCAGCAAGAAAAGGAAUUACACGUGAACCCAAUCUUUUUCCCCACACACCUCAAAACAGAUUGAAAUUCAUUGUGAAUUUUUUCACAAUGUUAAUGAUUCGGGGUGUUCCUGUGCUUUCUGAGAAAAUAUGAAGCAGAAUGACUGAUAUUAAAAUGUUGAUGUUCUGUUACCAGCAGGGUACAGGACACAUGCCACAUUAAAAAAAUUCUUGCAUCUCAAAGGUAAGAAGGGAACUAUCAGGGCAGCUGUUAGCACUGGGCUCCAUUGAGGUUAAUUGUCCUGUUUGAAACUUUUGCUUGAUUUAAGUCUCUUACUCUCUUUUUACAACAUAAGUGGAAUUGGAAACAAAUUGGCCAUAUAAAUAAAGGAUAUCACAAACCAAAGAA
This is a messenger RNA of Antechinus flavipes (yellow-footed antechinus), 2505 nucleotides long. It is a transcript of the gene TBCCD1, whose product is annotated as TBCC domain containing 1. Gene Ontology annotation, cellular component: spindle pole centrosome. The coding region runs from base 368 to 2041 and encodes 557 amino acids. The record is from RefSeq and is a predicted model, not a curated record. NCBI's taxonomy places the organism in Eukaryota, Metazoa, Chordata, Mammalia, Dasyuromorphia, Dasyuridae. Gene Ontology annotation, biological process: maintenance of Golgi location; maintenance of centrosome location. The transcript is spliced from 8 exons.